UCUGCCGUUCGCUCUUUCGCCCCAGACUGCAAGCACCCUGGCUUUUUAGUCGUUUUCUAUUUUUCAUUGAAGGCCCGUUAAAAAAAAAAAAAAACCCGCAAACAUGAGCAGAAAAUUCUUCGUCGGUGGCAACUGGAAAAUGAACGGCGACAAGAAAAGCCUUGGGGAGCUCAUCCAGACCCUGAAUGCGGGCAAGGUGGACCCCAAUGUCGAGGUGGUGUGCGGCGCUCCGUCCAUCUACCUGGACUUCGCCAGGUCUAAACUGGACGGCAAGUUCGGCGUGGCGGCUCAGAACUGCUACAAGGUCGCCAAGGGUGCCUUCACUGGGGAGAUCAGCCCUGCGAUGAUCAAGGACUGCGGCGUGAACUGGGUCAUCCUGGGACACUCCGAGAGGCGCCACGUCUUCGGCGAGAGCGACGAGCUAAUCGGCCAGAAGACCGCUCAUGCUCUGGAGAACGGUCUCGGCGUGAUCGCCUGCAUCGGCGAGAAGCUGGACGAGAGGGAGGGAGGCAUCACGGAGAAGGUGGUGUUUGCCCAGACCAAAGUCAUCGCAGACAAUGUAAAGGACUGGAGCAAGGUCGUGCUUGCCUAUGAGCCCGUGUGGGCCAUUGGCACCGGCAAGACUGCGUCUCCGCAGCAGGCUCAGGAAGUCCACGAGAAACUGAGAGCGUGGCUGAAGACCAACGUGUCCGAGGCCGUGGCCAACUCUGUGAGAAUCAUCUAUGGCGGUUCAGUAACCGGGGGUACCUGCAAAGAACUGGCCUCCCAGAAGGACGUCGACGGUUUCCUGGUGGGCGGAGCUUCUCUCAAACCAGAGUUCAUUGACAUCAUCAACGCCAAGGCAUAAAGACCCAAACCAGACCAGGUCCCUCAACUCGCAGUACUUAUUUGAACCAUUUGUGUAAUGUUGUCAUUCCCUUGCAUUUUUUUUCCUUUCCUUUUUAUCUUUUUUGGUAUAUUUUUCCCUAUAAAGAAAAAAAAGGGACAGGCUGACACAUGCACUGGUGCUGCACUGAUGAGUCUACUGAGAACGACCCGCGUGCAAAACUAACUUCCACACAAAGUGCUCAAGCUGUAAAGGCUGACUACCUGAUGUGGACGCGCUAGUCCUCUGCCUUUACUUGAAAGGUUUACGAACUUCUUUAAAAACAAUUUUUUUUUUUUUAUGUAAACUGUGUCACAGCUCUUGUCGGUCGCAUAUUGUUGUCUUUAUUCUGGUGUCUCUUCGUGUGUGAUUGUGAAGAUCUGUGGCUUUUCCCUCACUGUAGACGUGCAUGAUCCAACUUCUUCUUUUUAUUUUCACUCGUUUUGCCGAGAGAAAAGUGUCCAUUACACGAUGGUUGUAUUGUGUCGUGAUCCACGGGUAGGAGGGGAAAAUUAUAAGGAAAUAUUCUAAUAAACGGUUUAGACGAUG
This is a messenger RNA of Fundulus heteroclitus (mummichog), 1414 nucleotides long. RefSeq names its product triosephosphate isomerase 1b (gene tpi1b). Lineage: Eukaryota; Metazoa; Chordata; Actinopteri; Cyprinodontiformes; Fundulidae. Gene Ontology annotation, cellular component: cytosol. The transcript has 7 exons. Gene Ontology annotation, biological process: gluconeogenesis; glycolytic process; glyceraldehyde-3-phosphate biosynthetic process. The record is from RefSeq and is a predicted model, not a curated record. Gene Ontology annotation, molecular function: triose-phosphate isomerase activity. Bases 104 to 847 code for a protein of 247 amino acids.